Arachis duranensis is the source of this 5202-nucleotide messenger RNA. RefSeq names its product callose synthase 12-like. The record is from RefSeq and is a predicted model, not a curated record. Lineage: Eukaryota; Viridiplantae; Streptophyta; Magnoliopsida; Fabales; Fabaceae. Gene Ontology annotation, biological process: (1->3)-beta-D-glucan biosynthetic process. Bases 1 to 5202 code for a protein of 1733 amino acids. Gene Ontology annotation, cellular component: 1,3-beta-D-glucan synthase complex; plasma membrane. Gene Ontology annotation, molecular function: 1,3-beta-D-glucan synthase activity. The transcript has 2 exons.
AUGACUCAAAGCUACGAAACCUACAACAUCAUCCCCAUCCCCAACAGCAACAACAGCCACCCCGACCAACACCCUUCCCUCCGAUACCCGGAGGUCAUCGCCGCAAGCUCAGCCCUACGCUCCAUUGGCGACCUUCGCCUCCCUCCCCGAUGGCACCCCGACAUGGACCUCCUCGACUGGCUCUCCCUCUUCUUCGGCUUCCAAAACGACAACGUCCGCAACCAGCGCGAGCACCUCCUCCUCCAACUCGCCAACGCUCAGAUGCGCUUCUCCCCUGCCCCCGACACAGUCCACCACCUCCACCCCUCCGUCCUCCGCUCCUUCCGCAAAAAGCUCCUCAAAAACUACAAAACCUGGUGCUCCUUCCACGGCAAAAAACACCAUCUCAAGCUCAUCAACAACCACAAAAAGAAAACCGAUAACGACCUCCGCCUCGAGCUCCUCUAUGUCUCCCUCUACCUCCUCAUUUGGGGCGAAGCAGCCAAUCUCCGCUUCAUCCCUGAAUGCAUCUGCUUCAUUUUCCACCACAUGGUCAAGGACCUCAACAGGUUCAUACCAAUCAAAUCAAUCUUUGUUUGUUUGUUACUAAAGAUUCUGGAGGAUCACGAUGGUAAAUUGCCGCCUCAUUGUGAUUGGAUGAACUAUGAUGAUGUGAACGAGAUCUUCUGGAACAAGAGCUGUUUCCAGAAGCUCAAGUGGCCUAUUGAUGUUGGAACAAGCCGGUUCUUCUUGUACCGCACUGGGAAGACAGGUUUCGUGGAGAGAAGAUCGUUUUGGAACCUUUUCAGAAGCUUUGAUAGGCUUUGGGUGAUGCUGAUUCUGUUCCUGCAAGCUUCUAUCAUCGUUUCUUGGCCAGGGUACAAAUAUCCUUGGAAAGCUUUGAAGCGUCGCAGGGUGCAGGUUCGGAUCUUGACCGUGUUCAUCACCUGGAGUGGUUUGAGGCUUCUGCAGGCCCUGCUUGAUUUUAUGAUGCAGGGGAAGGUUAUUUCCAAGGACACCAAGAGACUUGGACUGAGGAUGUUCCUGAAAUUCUUCGUUGCCACGGCAUGGAUCCUCGUGUUUUUCAGGUUUUACAAUUUGAUUUGGAAUGAGUGGGACAAAGAAGAAAGGAAGUGGUCUAAAAAGACAAAUAAGGUGGUGAUGGAUUUCUACAUGGUUGCUUUUGUUUUCUUGCUUCCUGAGAUUUUGGGUUUCUUAUUCCUCCUUUUUCCUUGGGUUUCAAACUUCUUUGAGAAGCGUGAUUGGAGCAUUCUUCGCUUACUCUCGUGGUGGUUUCACCGCACUAUUUAUGUCGGCCGCGGUUUGAGAGAAGGACUAAUUGAUAACAUUAGGUAUACAUUGUUCUGGAUCUUGGUUCUGACCACCAAGUUUACUUUCAGUUACUUCCUGCAGAUUAAGCCCAUGAUUCCUCUCACAAAGAAGAUAUUGAAACUUCAUGUGGACAUUGAGUGGCAUGAUUUUUUUGAUCAUGGGAAAACGGACGACAAAUUUGCUCUUGGUCUUCUAUGGCUUCCUGUUAUUUUGAUUUAUCUAAUGGAUAUUCAGAUAUGGUAUUCGAUAUAUUCGUCUUUUGUUGGUGCUGCUGUGGGUUUGUUUGCGCAUUUGGGUGAGAUUAGAAGCAUGCAGCAGGUGAAGUUAAGGUUUCAAUUCUUUGCUAGCGCUGCUCUUUUUAAUCUCAUGCCAGAAGAGCAGUCCCUGAAUGAAAGGGGAACUUUUAUGAGCAAAAUUAAGGAUGCUAUGAGAAGGAUGAAGCUCAGGUAUGGGUUUGGGCAACCAUAUAGGAAGCUUGAGUCUAACCAUACUGAGGCCAACAAGUUUGCUUUGAUAUGGAACGAGAUAAUCUUAUCCUUUAGGGAGGAGGAUAUCAUCUCCGACCGAGAGGUCGAGCUUCUGGAGCUGCCAAAGAACUUAUGGAAUGUCAGAGUGAUUCGCUGGCCGUGUGUUCUACUCAGCAACGAGUUACUAUUGGCAUUAAGUCAGGCCAAAGAACUGGCUAAUUCUUCUGAUAAGAGGCUUUGGAGGAAGAUAUGCAAGGAUGAGUUUAGAAGAUGUGCUGUCCUUGAGUCUUAUGAUUGCAUAAAACACUUGCUUCUUGAGAUUGUUAUCAAGCCUGGUACUGAGGAGCAUUCCAUUUUAGAGUCUUUGUUUCAGCACAUUGAAAAGUCCAUUGAAAUUGGGAAAUUCACCAAAUCAUUCAAGACUACAGCACUUCCCCAGCUUCACAGCAAGUUGAUCAAACUUAUUGAGGUAUUGAGCAAGAGGACACUGAAAGAUUCUACUCAAAUGGUGAAUAUCCUCCAGGCCCUCUAUGAGAUCACGAUUCGAGAGUUUUUAAAGGAGAAAAGGACUGCUGAGAAGCUAAUCAGUGAUGGUUUGGCUCCAAAGCAUCAAUCUUCUGCUAAUCUUCUUUUUGAGAAUGCUGUUCGGCUGCCUGAAACUACUAAUGAGAACUUUUAUCGGCAGCUUCGACGCUUGCACACCAUUCUUACCUCCAGGGAUUCAAUGCAAAAAGUCCCAGUUAACAUAAUGGCUAAAACAAGGUUGGCUUUCUUUACUAACUCACUUUUUAUGAACAUGCCCCAUGCUCCCCAAGUUGAGAAAAUGAAGGCUUUCAGUGUUCUAACACCUUACUAUAGUGAAGAAGUAUUGUACAGCAAAGAGCAACUCAGAAUUGAGAAUGAAGAUGGGAUUUCAAUCUUGUACUAUUUGCAGACCAUUUUUGAUGAUGAGUGGAAGAAUUUCAUAGAAAGGAUGCGACGCGAGGGUAUGGAGAAUGAUGAUGAUAUAUGGACAGAGAAGCUUAUGGAAUUGAGGCUAUGGGCUUCAUACAGAGGCCAGACACUGUCCCGAACAGUUAGAGGAAUGAUGUACUACUACAAGGCCCUCAAGCUUUUGGCUUUUCUUGAUUCUGCACCAGACAUAAAUGUUUGGGAUGGAUCACUCAACCUUUCUUCAAUGGUGAAAGAAAAUAAAGAUGGUUCAGACCGAGUAAGGUCACCUUUUUCUCAUUGUUUAAGUAAUGCAUACACUUCAGAAGAUUUGCCAUUCAAAGGCCAUGACUAUGGAACUGCUUCGAUGAAAUUCACAUAUGUGGUUGCUUGCCAGAUAUAUGGAGCACAGAAGGCAAAAAAGGACCCUCGUGCUGAUGAAAUAUUAGCCUUAAUGAAGAACAAUGAAGCGCUUCGAGUCGCUUAUGUUGAUGAGGUUUCGACUAGCAGAGAUGAGAAGGAUUAUUAUUCUGUUCUUGUCAAGUAUGAUCAGGAAUGGGAGAGGGAGGUGGAAAUUUACCGUGUGAAGUUGCCAGGUCCAUUGAAACUAGGAGAAGGAAAGCCUGAGAAUCAAAACCAUGCAGUGAUCUUCACCCGAGGUGAUGCUGUUCAGACUAUUGAUAUGAACCAGGACAACUACUUUGAGGAGGCACUUAAAAUAAGGAAUCUCUUGGAAGAGUUCAACUGUUACUAUGGUAUUCGGAAACCAAACAUUUUGGGAGUGAGGGAACACAUUUUCACUGGUUCUGUUUCCUCUCUUGCUUGGUUCAUGUCGGCUCAGGAAACGAGUUUCGUCACCUUGGGACAGAGAGUCUUGGCAAAUCCUUUGAAAAUCAGAAUGCAUUAUGGCCAUCCUGAUGUGUUUGACAGGUUUUGGUUCUUGACUCGAGGUGGCUUGAGCAAAGCUUCUAGAGUGAUCAACAUAAGCGAGGACAUUUUUGCAGGCUUCAAUUGCACUCUUCGUGGAGGUAAUGUCACACACCAUGAGUACAUUCAAGUGGGGAAGGGAAGGGAUGUUGGAUUGAAUCAAAUAUCAUUGUUUGAAGCAAAGGUUGCAAGUGGAAAUGGUGAGCAAGUUCUGAGCAGAGACGUGUAUAGAUUGGGACAUAGGCUUGAUUUUUUCAGGAUGCUUUCUUUCUACUACACUACAGUUGGAUUCUUUUUCAACACAAUGAUGGUUGUUCUUACUGUUUAUGCAUUUUUAUGGGGUAGGCUAUUUCUUGCUCUUAGUGGCUUUGAAGCUGCUAUGCAGAAAAAAUCUACCAACAACAAAGCAUUUGGUGCCAUAUUGAAUCAGCAGUUCAUUAUUCAACUUGGACUUUUCACUGCACUUCCAAUGAUUGUGGAGAAUUCCCUUGAGCAUGGUUUCCUUCAAUCUAUGUGGGAUUUCCUCACAAUGCAGCUCCAGCUUUCAUCAGUUUUCUUCACAUUCUCCAUGGGAACCCGCUGCCAUUUCUUUGGCCGGACUAUACUGCAUGGUGGGGCGAAAUACCGAGCUACCGGCCGUGGUUUUGUUGUGGAGCACAAGAGCUUUGCAGAAAACUAUAGACUCUAUGCUCGCAGCCAUUUUGUGAAAGCAAUUGAGUUAGGUUUAAUACUCAUAAUUUACGUGCAACAUAGUCCUGUCGCGCGUAACACAGUAGUUUAUGUGAUUAUGACCAUAUCAAGUUGGUUCUUAGUUUCAUCAUGGAUUAUUGCACCAUUCUUGUUCAAUCCUUCUGGCUUUGAUUGGUUAAAAACUGUCAAUGAUUUUGAUGACUUCAUGGAUUGGAUUUGGUACAGGGGAAGGGUGUUUGCCAAAGCAGAAGAGAGCUGGGAAAUAUGGUGGUAUGAAGAACAGGAUCAUCUAAAGGUAACAGGCUUUUGGGGCAAGGUUUUUGAGAUAGUCUUAGACCUUAGGUUCUUCACCUUCCAAUAUGGAACAGUCUAUAAGCUACGUAUAACAGAUGGAAGCACCAGCAUUUCAGUUUACUUGCUUUCUUGGAUUUGUGUUGCUGUCAUAUUUGGAAUUUAUGUGGUGUUAUCAUUUGCCAGGAACAAAUAUGAAGCAAAAAACCAUAUAUACUUUCGGUUUGUCCAAUCUGUUAUUAUAACUCUUACCAUAAUUGUCAUAGUGGGUUUGCUAAACUUCACUAAGUUUAGAUUUGGAGACAUUUUUACAAGCCUACUGGCCUUCAUUCCUACAGGCUGGGGCAUUAUCUUGAUCGCCCAAGUAUUCCGGCCGCAAUUGCGCCGGACUAGAAUUUGGAAGGGUAUUGUUUCCUUGGCUCGCUUAUAUGAUAUCUUAUUUGGAGUCAUUGUAAUGGCUCCUGUGGCAUUAUUCUCAUGGUUGCCUGGCUGUCAGUCUAUGCAAACCAGAAUUCUCUUCAAUGAAGCAUUCAGUCGUGGCCUCCAGAUAUUCCAGAUUGUUACAGGGAAAAGAACUCAGACUUGA